Nanorana parkeri is the source of this 987-nucleotide messenger RNA. Its product is annotated as retinol dehydrogenase 3-like. The coding region runs from base 4 to 987 and encodes 327 amino acids. Lineage: Eukaryota; Metazoa; Chordata; Amphibia; Anura; Dicroglossidae. The record is from RefSeq and is a predicted model, not a curated record. The transcript has 4 exons.
CAAAUGUGCAUCAUGUUGUUCCCUCUGCUGGUGGUGUUGGGUUUGAUUCUUCUGUACAGAUGGUACAGGCAGAGUCACAUACUGGAGAAUCUCUCACAUAAAUAUGUUUUUAUCACUGGAUGUGAUUCUGGAUUUGGGAACUUGCUGGCUAAGCAGUUGGACAAACGUGGAAUGAAGGUUCUGGCUGCUUGUCUUACGGAGACUGGUGCUAAAAAUCUCAAGAAAGAGACUUCCAGCAGACUGCAAACAAGAAUCCUGGAUAUCACUGACAGCAAAAGUGUGAGUUCUGCUGCCGAGUGGGUAACAGCCAUUGUUAAAAAAGAAGGGCUUUGGGGAUUGGUAAACAAUGCUGGCUUUGGUGUUAAUUUUGGUCCCAAUGAAUGGCAAACAAAAGAAGACUUCUCCAAGGUCCUGAAUGUGAAUCUACUUGGCACGAUUGAUGUCACCAUACACUUGCUGCAUCUUGUCAGAAAAGCCCAGGGACGCAUUGUUAUUGUAUCUAGUGGUGCAGGUCGAUUGGCUGUUAUAGGUGGGGGAUAUUGCCCAUCAAAGUUUGGCCUGGAAGCUUUUUCAGACAGCUUACGGAGGGAGAUGCGUGAAUUUGGUGUCAAGGUUUCUAUUAUAGAGCCAGGAGGUUUCAAAACACCGAUGGCCCUUGCUCAGGAUAUUCAUAGAAAUUACCUAACCCGACUGUGGGAAAAACUGCCUGCACAGAUUAAGGAGAGCUAUGGAGAGGACUACUACAAGCAAAGUUUCAAGGCUUUAAAAGCAUUAACAGAAGCAACCAGCUCAAAGUUGUAUAAAGUCACAGACUGUAUGGAGCAUGCCUUGACUGCAGUUUACCCCUGGACAAGAUACUCACCGGGCUGGGACUGCAAGCUGUACUACCUACCAGUAUCCUACCUCCCCACUGCAAUCUCUGACUAUUUGCUUUGUCGGUCUGCUCCCAAACCCACUGGCAGGGCAUCGGUUGCUGAAAAAAAAUAG